AUCAAAAAUAUUCAAAAUGUUUCGUAAUACCUAUCAAAAAGGAUUUUUUACAAUUUUAUACAGCUGUGGAUCAGCUCCUUUAGAAUUGUGGGGCAUGCACGUAAAGAAUGGAUAUAUACGAAGAAUCAUUGACGAUGAGGUAAAAUCAUUAGUGUUGGAAUUAGCUGGAACUAAUGUGGCAACAACCUAUAUUUAUUGUCCAGCAGAUAAGAAAAAAGUUCUUGGAAUAUCAUUACCAUUUUUAAUAAUGAUUAUUAAAAAUAUGAAACGAUAUUUCACCUUUGAGAUAACCAUUCUCGAUGACAAAAAUAUGCAUAGAAGAUUUCGUGUAAGCAAUUUUCAAAGUACCACUAGAGUUCGUCCAUUUUGUACUACAAUGCCAAUCGGUUUAUCCAAUGGUUGGAAUCAAAUUCAAUUUAAUUUAGCAGAUUUUACACGGCGUGCGUACGGCACUAAUUACGUGGAAACUACGAGGAUGCAGAUGCACGCCAAUUGUAGAAUUCGACGAAUUUAUUUUUCAUCAAGAUUAUAUAAUGACGAAGAAUUACCAGCUGAAUAUAAAUUAUUUUUACCAAUACAUCAAAGGAAAUGUGUUAGAGAAAAAGUUGAUGUUAGAAAAAUUAGUAAACAUGAGAAACCAGAGGUGGAAGAACCACCAAUAUUAUAUAAGAGUCUAUCUGAUGAAAUUGUUAGCGAAGAAACUAAAGAGAAAAGAGUAGAUGAUAUCGAAGUUCCAUCGGAAGUUUCAGUACCUUUAGAAGAAAGUGAGGUUCCUGAAACUAAAAUAUCAAUGGAAGAAGAAAUAGAAGGGGUUGAAGAAUAUGAUGUAGAACAUGAAUUUGAAAUUGAUGACAGGCAUAUCUUUGAAGACGAAGAAAUUGCAAUGAAAGUUGCUAUGGCAGCUGCUGAGGAACAUGAAGAUGAGGAAGAUCUUAUCUUGGAUGAAAUAAUUAUGGAAGAUGAAGGCUAAUUACAAUAACAUGUUAUUGAAUAAUUAAGAUUUUAAAAUAAAGCUUGUUAAAGCUUUUACUUUAUAAUUCUAUCUUAUGCACUAUUUUAUUUUAA
This is a messenger RNA of Polistes dominula (European paper wasp), 1065 nucleotides long. RefSeq names its product cilia- and flagella-associated protein 20. The record is from RefSeq and is a predicted model, not a curated record. Lineage: Eukaryota; Metazoa; Arthropoda; Insecta; Hymenoptera; Vespidae.